CUCAGAAACAGAGGCUGGGAACAUCGGGCGCUCCAUAAAUACCAGAAAAACAGGAACGGACAAGGUUAGCGAAAUCUCUGCCACUGAAAGAAUACAGGGAAGGUUUUAAAGGACGCAAAAGCAUAAGACGCUUCCUUCGGAGCACAGCUGCAGUUAGUUCAUCACCAGUGUAUUUUUCAAGGGAAGAAGGAGAGACAGAAAGACCGAGGAAGCAGAAACACUCUUUGCGUGCAUUUUCGCUGCGUGCAAAACAGACCGGAGUGAGAAUGGAGCUGUCAUCUUUAGGGGACCAAGUGUUCGCCGUUGAAUCGAUCACCAAAAAACGAAUUAGAAAGGGAAAUGUGGAAUAUUUGCUUAAAUGGCAGGGAUGGCCCCAGAAGUAUAGUACUUGGGAACCUGAGGAUCAUAUACUGGAUCCUCGUCUUGUUCUGGCUUAUGAGGAAAAGGAGGAGAAGGACAGAGCGCUGGCCCACCGAAGGAAGGGCCUCAGACCGCGGAGAGUCCUGUUACGGAAUAUCUACACAAUGGAGCUACGGAGCGCCCACAAAAUUGCCGAAAAACCCACCCCUCGCCUGCGCCUGUCACUCACGCGCUCUGUCGGGGCGGAGUUAGACCAGUGCAGGCGCCGUUCCAGGUCCAAAGAGGGCGGGGCCUGUCGACGCCAAGAGAGGCGCAAGAGUAAGCAGCAAACGUCCAAAGCGCUACAUGACAGCUCUCUCCAUAGGCACAUCCCACAACCUGCUUAUGAGGUAGCGGAGGAGAACUGGGCAGGAGAGAGGGAGGUGGGGAGAGAGGAGGAGAGUAGGAAGACAUUAGAAGACGAAGGGAAGAUGAUGGAGACACUGCAGGACCUUCUGAGCGAGAUGUCAGAGGGUUACACUUCUUCAGCAGAACAGGAAGUAGAAAUCCUACCCGACCAACCAGCGAACAGUACUCCCUCCCAGAGCCACAGAGAGGAGCCAACACAAGACCACAGCUGGGGAACAGGCUCAGAGGCAGUUACUGACAGGUUCGAGGGCGUGGUUUCCACGACGGACAAGUCUGUGGGCAGGGCUUCCAAACAGGGAGCACAUGAUGUCGCUAUGACUGACAACACUACAGAGUCAGCAGCUGGGGCGGAGCCUGUGAUUGGCCAAUCAGUGAAGGACAGGGUACAGAACAGAGUUUCAGUCAUAGAGGCGGGGCCUUUGACUACCAAUCAUUUGGGUAGCUCCAUGUCCUGCUGUGGGCCAGUGGGGGGCGCCAGCGCGGUGGCAGGAGGCGACGUCACACAGAUGUGCACAGGUGUGUCACAGAGGGGUCAGGAGGUGCCAAAAGAACGUAGCUGCGACGCAGUGCAUUCUGGGAAAGUGAUCGUGACGAAUGUGACAGUGAAGUCUGUAACGGUGACGUUUAGAGAGGCCAUGACAGCAGAGGGCUUUUUCAACAGCCCAGAGCUCAAGGUCUGAGAGACAGAGAAAGAGAGAGAGAGAGAGAGAGCAAG
Chanos chanos (milkfish) is the source of this 1483-nucleotide messenger RNA. RefSeq names its product chromobox homolog 7a (gene cbx7a). The record is from RefSeq and is a predicted model, not a curated record. Lineage: Eukaryota; Metazoa; Chordata; Actinopteri; Gonorynchiformes; Chanidae. The transcript has 6 exons. Gene Ontology annotation, cellular component: PRC1 complex. Gene Ontology annotation, biological process: negative regulation of transcription by RNA polymerase II. Bases 267 to 1448 code for a protein of 393 amino acids.